AAGAUGACGAGGAAUAUUUAAAUAAACAGACGGUGGAUGAAGCGGGAAACAUAUUGAAAAAAGCAGUCCAACCAGGAGUUGAGGCUAAGAAUGUGGGAAAAAAAGGUAGAAGUAAAAAAGACAAAGAACCGAAUCCUAUUGACGCAAAAAUUGUUGAUCAGCAAUCAAUCUUUUGCACUGGCAACAAGGAUGAUUUGACUGAUGAUCAAUUAGGGCCAACACCGUUAACAACCCAAAAAGCAGUUCUUACUGAUGGUCAAUUACAGACUGUUGCUCAUGGAUCAAAACGACUAGAUCGUAAAGAUAAAAAUCAAUCCAAUGAACGUCUUUCUGAUGGUAGACCGACAGGUGAUAGAGAUAUACUCAAUAAAAUUAAAUCAAGCAGCAAGGCAGAAACACGUUCAACGAUGGAAUCAAUUCACAGUGAUAAUGAAGAACAGACUGGUUCUCAGGGAUCAAAACAUCACCAAGAUCAAGAGCAAAUUGAAGAUUAUUCUUCUGAUACUGAAUCGAGCGAAAAAAAAUGCAACAAACGAAAAGGAACUGGUGCUGAUAAAAAAGUAGAAUCUAGUCAACGAUCUCACAAACCCAAAAAAUUAAGAAGAGAAAAAUCCAGUUCAAGCGAUGAUUCAAGUGACACUAGCGGUAACUUAAGUGGUAAAAAACUUUUCGAAGAAUUUUUGAAAUGGCAUGAGAAAAAAAAGAGUAAGAGUAGGAGCAGGAGUGAAAGUAAAAGCAGGAGUAACAAACAUCGGAAGGACAAAAAGCCAAAAGCAAAGGAGGUAGAAUUAGUCGAAAAAUCUGGGAUAAUUGUAAAUCGAUUUAAAUUGGAUCUAAUUACGGAAAGUAAUACAAAAAAUCCAAGAGAAAUGACUCGUCAAUUAUUCAAAUUGAUUGUUGGUACGGAAGAGUUAGCCAAGAUGACGAUCGUUAAAACAAAAGGACGAGAACUAAUGCCUGAAAAAUAUCUUGAAGCUAUUUUCGAAUAUGUGACGAUCCAUACUGCAAAUGGCCGAGAGUUAAAUGCAGCAGAAUUUAAAAAGUGUGUCGGAAAGAUGCUUUCCACCAUUCGUGAGAGUUUAAAAAGCAACAACGAUAAUAAAAAUGAUGCUAAACACCAAAAUGAAGAUCAUGCUAAUAAGAAAAAUAAAAAUGAUGAUGGAAGCGACCCUGAAAAUGAUGUUUAAAAGCAAUAAUUUCUCACUUUUUUUUUUUGUUAUUUAAAAGUUCUACAUAUUGAUAUUUUUCAAUGUUAAUUUGGUUAAUGUUCUAAGCCCAAAAUGUUGAUGGUAUUUUAUUAUUC
Messenger RNA from Cotesia glomerata, 1303 nucleotides. RefSeq names its product MATH and LRR domain-containing protein PFE0570w-like. Bases 408 to 1187 code for a protein of 259 amino acids. The transcript has 7 exons. Lineage: Eukaryota; Metazoa; Arthropoda; Insecta; Hymenoptera; Braconidae. The record is from RefSeq and is a predicted model, not a curated record. Gene Ontology annotation, molecular function: DNA binding.